Tachysurus vachellii is the source of this 3179-nucleotide messenger RNA. RefSeq names its product choline dehydrogenase (gene chdh). The record is from RefSeq and is a predicted model, not a curated record. The transcript is spliced from 8 exons. Gene Ontology annotation, molecular function: choline dehydrogenase activity; flavin adenine dinucleotide binding. Lineage: Eukaryota; Metazoa; Chordata; Actinopteri; Siluriformes; Bagridae. The coding region runs from base 259 to 2049 and encodes 596 amino acids. Gene Ontology annotation, cellular component: mitochondrial inner membrane.
CUGAGUGUUUGGCAGGUGGAGGCCAAACUGGGCUCAGUGUGUUACUUGACUCACUCUGGUUAAAAUGUCUGGUCUGUGACUCCGCCCUCUCUGGACAACAUACCACAAUUCUUCGGAUAAAGUAACUAGUGUGCUUGGACUAAUCGAACUCUUAUAGGUUUGGAACUACUUGGCAAAUAGAGAAGUCAUCAAAGUGCUUGGAAACUAAAUUUCUCACUGCAUGUUUUGGCUCUAGACGCUUCUGAAAACUGGUUUGUCAUGGUGCGACCCCCGUUGUCUGCUUGGCUGGCUUUUGGACUUGCCAGAAAGGCAGCCGUCCCACAUUCCCAGUACUGCCCAGUUUCCAGCUAUAGCACCACUUCAUCAGAUCAGAAAACUCCAUCUUUCAGCUAUGUGAUUGUGGGGGCAGGUUCAGCGGGAUGUGUGCUGGCCAACCGCUUAUCAGAGAACCCAUCUGAGUCUGUCCUCCUCUUGGAGGCAGGGCCCAAAGACUUGCUGUUUGGGUGUACCCGUCUGUCAUGGAAGAUUCACAUGCCUGCAGCACUGACCUACAACCUUUGUGAUGACAAAUACAAUUGGUUCUAUCACACACUGCCACAGGCUGGAAUGGAUGGCCGGGUCUUGUACUGGCCUCGCGGCCGUGUCUGGGGAGGCUCGUCCUCGCUCAAUGCCAUGGUCUAUAUCCGUGGGCAUGCCGAGGACUACAACCGCUGGCACAAAGAAGGUGCUGAGGGCUGGGACUAUGAGCAUUGCCUCCCAUACUUCAGGAAAUCCCAGACACAUGAAUUGGGAGCGGAUCGAUACCGGGGUGGUAGUGGACCCCUACAUGUUUCCAGAGGCAAAACCAAUCACGCGCUUCACCAUGCUUUUAUUGAGGCUGCUCAACAAGCUGGUUACCCCUUCACCAAGGACAUGAAUGGAUACCAGCAGGAAGGUGUUGGCUGGAUGGAUAUGACCAUUCACAAAGGCAAGAGAUGGAGCACAGCAAGUGCAUAUUUGCGGCCUGCUCUCUCUAGAAACAACCUGAAGGCAGAAGUCAGAUGCUUGACCACACGGAUCCUUUUUGAUGGGACGCGAGCAGUAGGGGUGGAGUACCAACAGAAUGGUCAGUCGAAGAAGGUAUUUGCUGACAAGGAGGUCAUUGUCAGUGGUGGAGCCAUUAACUCCCCACAGCUGCUGAUGUUGUCUGGGGUGGGAAAUGCUGAUGAUUUGCGCAAACUGGAAAUCCCUAUCGUGCAACACCUCCCAGGUGUGGGAAGUAAUCUCCAGGAUCAUUUAGAGCUGUAUGUUCAACAGAAGUGCACUAAGCCAAUCACUCUAUACAAAGCUCAGAAACCGUUCCAAAUGGUUCAGAUCGGCCUGGAGUGGCUUCUGCGCUUCACAGGUUAUGGUGCUACAGCUCAUCUGGAGAGUGGUGGUUUUAUUCGCAGUCAUGCUGGUGUCACUCAUCCUGACAUCCAGUUUCACUUUCUGCCAUCUCAGGUUAUUGACCAUGGCCGCGUCAUGCCUAAGCUCGAGGGUUACCAGGUACACGUUGGACCAAUGAGGAGUACGAGUGUUGGCUGGUUAAAACUCAAGAGUAGAAAUCCACUUGAUCACCCUUGGAUUGAACCGAAAUACCUCUCAACUGACAUUGAUAUUUGGGAGUUUCGGGAGUGUGUAAAGCUGUCACGUGAAAUCUUCGCCCAGCCAGCUUUUGAGCCGUUCAGGGGUGUUGAGCUGCAGCCUGGCAUCUCUGUCCGGUCUGAUGCGGAGAUUGACGCCUUUGUGCGGCAGAAAGCAGACAGCGCCUAUCAUCCGUCUUGCACCUGUAAGAUGGGCCAAGCCUCGGACCCGAUGGCUGUUGUGGACCCUGAGACGCGUGUGCAUGGCCUGCAGGGACUCAGGGUGGUGGAUGCCUCAAUCAUGCCCAGUAUAGUCAGUGGCAACCUGAACGCCCCAACUAUCAUGAUUGCUGAGAAAGCCGCUGAUGCGAUCAAGGGGCUUCCCUCACUCCAAGAUCAGGGUGUCCCUGUUUAUAAGCCAGCCAGCCUGGAAACGCAGAGAUGAGUGAUCCUGCUGAAAUAAAAAGGAGGAUGUGGGGGAAUGUAUGUGAGUACAGGCUAGGGGACAUAAUGCUGUAAUGGGAUGAGGAAUCUAAAAUACAGUUAACCUGCUAGUAUUCUAAAAAAGAUAUGUCUGGGGACACAUGCUGUGACAUAGAAACAAGUUAAUAUAAAAAUAAAUUCUGUAUUGCUUUGAUAAACUGCUGCAGGCUAAGAGUUUAAUUCUGUUUUUAAUAAAUAUUAGCUUUUUCCAAAAAAAAAAUCUUUAAUAUAUGCACAAUCACUACAGUCUAACAGUGCACUUCACUACAGAAUAGUAGUUAACUGGUAUGAUGGUUCAUAAUUGUUCACUAUGCAGCUUUGGUGGACAUUCAUACCUGGUUUGUUUGCAGAGUUCAAAUUUCUGAUUUAUGUUUGAUUUGGUUUCAUACUUCUCAUAAGUUAAUGAAUCAAAAAGCAGAGAAAACAUUGGCUGAAGUCCAUGUCGGGCUGAAAACAUAUGCAUUAAACUGCUGUAUUUCUUUCAAUAGUCAAAUAAUUUGCUGACUCCAGUGUUUGAUUCAAAUGGACUAAACACUACAUAUGUGAAAGCAUACAGAAUGUCUUAUUGCACAGUAAUGUUAGGAAUCACAUUGUUGAGAUAUGUCUAUUAAUAAGGGGCGGGGGGGGGGGUCUUCUACAUGAAGAACUACUCAAGACUGAAAGUCUUACAUAUCAUUUACACAACAGGAAUUAUGUGAGUCUAUAUGCAGUUAUAGAGCUCUGCAUCUGUACCACACAAAGCACAUGUAGCAUUUAUAUUCAGUUGAAUGAAAUGUGGAGGUUGUGAAGGCAAUGCAAACUUGGUCACACUUCUCUUUCUUUACAAGUCUAAUAGUUUGUGAUGUCUUGGUCACUACCAUAGCACUGAGUAUUUUUAAACAGUUUAUUUGAUUAGAAAAUAAUCCAAGCCAAGAACAAGAGAGAAAAGCUGUACAAAAACAGAUUGUCCAUCGAUACAAAACUGGCAAUUCUGGGCAAUGAGCUACAGGCAGAUCUCAGAAUACUUCAAAUAAAUAGUUAUUGAACAAAUGGUACAAUGUCAUGUACACAAAAUCACUAUAUGAAAAUAAACUGUUUUAAUUCAAACCUUUA